Messenger RNA from Gossypium arboreum, 1077 nucleotides. Its product is annotated as zinc finger protein 8-like. Bases 247 to 954 code for a protein of 235 amino acids. NCBI's taxonomy places the organism in Eukaryota, Viridiplantae, Streptophyta, Magnoliopsida, Malvales, Malvaceae. The record is from RefSeq and is a predicted model, not a curated record. Gene Ontology annotation, molecular function: DNA-binding transcription factor activity. The transcript has a single exon. Gene Ontology annotation, biological process: response to gibberellin; trichome morphogenesis; trichome differentiation.
AGGAUAAAAAAUGAAAAAGUCCCCGCCCAGCCCCUCACUUUUGGGCUUGUCAGCCCUCACUUUCAUAUUCAUAUUCAUGGCCAUGGCUGGUUCAUUCCACCAUGGAUGAAUCCCUUGUUUUAUAGGUCCCACUUCCGCCCAAUAUUAGCUACCUUCCUCUUUCCUUUCUUUUCUCUGCUCCCUCGUUUUGAUUUUCCCCUUCAAUUCCCUUCUGCUUAACCCAAAGAAAAAGAAGCAGCAACUUCCAUGGAGAAGGAAACACACGAUUUCAUGAACGUGGAAUCCUUCUCCCAGCUUCCCUUUAUCCGCCCUUCCCCUGUUAAAGAAAAGGGUGCUAUUCGUUUAUUCGGCAAGGACUUCGGCUGCGGCGACUCAGCGACGGAGGCCACCGAGUCCGACAACAACAACAACAAUGAAGACACUACCAAGGACAACGAGAAUGGAGAUAAUAAUAACAACAGCAGCAGAAGAUUUGAGUGUCACUAUUGUUGCAGAAACUUCCCCACUUCCCAAGCUUUAGGUGGUCACCAAAACGCUCACAAAAGGGAACGCCAACAUGCCAAACGGCAACACAACAAUUCUUUUUCUUUAUCCGAUGCUCAUAAUGAUAUUUAUGGCUUUUUUAACUAUAGGCUACCCUCACCCUCGAUGCCGUCAAUGCCCGCUUACCCUUCAUGGAACAAUACCAUUAGCACUAGGUUUUCUAACCCUCCACCACCCAUCAAUGGCAAUCCACUGGGUGUUUGGAGAAUCCCUGCUACGCUUCAAACUAACUCCUGUAAUUUCAACCCUGACCGUUCAUCAGCGCAUCCGUUGCCGUUGUUUGCCGGUGAUGAGUUUCUGCCGUCGUCUCAGGCUGGCGGUGGUGGUGAUUCAAGUUCCGAGAGUCAUAGGUACGUUUAUGAAACGAAGGCAAGCGUUAAAGACAAUGUUAGCUUGGAUCUACAUCUGUAAUUCAUUUCGUAAUAAACUUGAAAAGAAAAUAUCAUGUGUUUUUCCCUUUUAGCAUCUUGGAUUUUACUAUUUUUAGUAUGUAAAUGAAAUGAUUUACAAUCUCUUCACUAAUCUAAACUAAAA